AUGAUUUUUAAUGAUAAUAUGGAUGAACCGGAUAUUAUUGAAAAUAUAAAUGCUGAUAUGUUGGUGAUCAAUGAUGUUGAUGAUAACGAUAAGCUUGUAAAUAAGAAUCAAAAAAAAAGAAGAAAAAAUUUUAAAUGUCCAUAUGAAGAAUGUGAUGGAUGUUUUGUAAAGAAUAUUCGUCUACAAACUCAUAUCCGUAUCCGUCAUACCGGUUAUGCACCGUAUGAAUGUCCACGCGAUAAUUGUCGUGCAUCGUUUGCAUGUCAAUCCUAUCUUAAUAAACAUUUACGUCGACAUGAUAAGGAACCAUCGAAAAAAUCUCGUCAACGUCGUGAAUAUGCAUGCACAGAAUGUCCUGAAUUAUUGUUUCGAAAUAAAACUCAACUAAAACAACAUCAAGCAAGUGUACAUAAUCAAAUGCCAUUUAAAUGUGAACAUUGUGAACGUGGAUUCAUUGUACGUUCGAAAUUAAAUGCUCACCGACGUCGUCAUCGUGGCUAUCAAUGUGGCCGUGAAAAUUGUAAUUAUCAAACUGAUAAAUGGACUGAUUUACGUAAGCAUUUAGCCAAAGAACAUCGAAAACUUGAAUGUAAUGUCUGUAUGAAAACAUAUUCAUCAUCAUAUCAUCUACGUGUACAUCGACAGACAGCUCAUCCGGACGAAUCAAUAGAAGUACCGAAAUUUCAUUGUCCACAUACCGAUUGUGAUCGAAGUUAUACCCGUUCGUCUUCUCUACGAGGACAUUUACUAGCUAAUCAUUGUGAUCCGAAACAUUGCUGUUCAAAUUGUGAUAAACGAUUUCGACAUAAAAAAACAUUGGUGGCACAUUUGGAUCGUUGCCAUUCGAGCAAUAGUGGCAAUAAUGAACGAAAAAAAGUGAUAUCGAAAAAAACUUCAAAGAUUAAAUUAACCAAAGCUAAAUUGGAUAAAUUACUUCGAGUAAAAUCAUUGUUUCAGCCCAAACAAUCGAAUACUGAAGAAACCACCGAUACAGAUUGUAGUGAAAAUAUCAAUCACAGUGAUGGUUAUGAUGAUAAUAAUGACAGAAUCGAUUAUGAUAUGUUAGCCGAAUCGAAUCUCAUGUCCGAUAUGUUAAAAACCAAUCAAUGAAGGCAGGCAUUCUAAACGAAUCAAAGUCAAAUGAAAACAAAAAUUAAUCAAUCAAUCAUUCGAUUUGAAACAAAAAAAAAUUGACCGAAUG
Dermatophagoides farinae (American house dust mite) is the source of this 1201-nucleotide messenger RNA. RefSeq names its product transcription factor IIIA. The record is from RefSeq and is a predicted model, not a curated record. Gene Ontology annotation, cellular component: nucleus. Gene Ontology annotation, biological process: regulation of transcription by RNA polymerase II. Lineage: Eukaryota; Metazoa; Arthropoda; Arachnida; Sarcoptiformes; Pyroglyphidae.